GGUACAAAACAAAAGAGAGAACGGAAGAAGACUGUGUCAUUUAGCAGCAUGCCGACUGAGAAGAAGAUCAGUAGUGCAAGUGACUGUAUUAAUGCAAUGGUUGAAGGCUCUGAGCUCAGAAAGUUUCGAUCCAACUCGAGAGUAUAUCACCGGUACUUUCUUUUAGAUGCAGAUAUGCAGUCCCUGCGUUGGGAACCUUCAAAGAAGGAUUCAGAAAAAGCAAAGAUUGAUAUUAAAUCAGUCAAAGAAGUGAGAACAGGAAAAAAUACAGAUAUAUUCCGCAGCAAUGGAAUUUAUGACCAGAUAUCAGAAGACUGUGCAUUUUCCAUUAUUUAUGGAGAUAACUAUGAGUCUCUAGAUCUCGUUGCUAACUCAGCAGAUGUUGCAAACAUUUGGGUUACUGGGCUAAGAUACCUAAUUUCUUAUGGAAAACAUACACUAGAUAUGAUAGAAAGUAGCCAAGAUAAUAUGCGGACUUCAUGGGUUUCACAAAUGUUCUGUGAAACUGAUGUAGAUAAUUUUGGACAUAUAGCCCUUUAUAAAGCUGUUCAAUUUAUAAAAAAAUUAAAUCCGGGUUUAAAAACAAGUAAAAUUGAGCUGAAGUUCAAAGAGUUACAUAGAUCCAAGGACAAAACUGGUACUGAAGUCACAAAGGAAGAAUUUAUUGAAGUUUUCCAUGAACUUUGUACCCGACCUGAGAUCUACUUCUUAUUGGUUCAGUUUUCCAGCAAUAAAGAAUUCCUAGAUACCAAGGACCUUAUGAUGUUUUUAGAAGCAGAACAGGGAAUGGCACAUGUCACAGAAGAAAUAAGUCUUGAAAUUAUUCACAAAUAUGAACCAUCAAAAGAAGGCCAGGAAAAGGGCUGGCUCUCAAUAGAUGGUUUUACUAAUUAUCUUACUUCACCUGACUGUCAUAUAUUUGAUCCAGAGCAUAAAAAGGUUUGUCAGGAUAUGAAACAACCUUUAUCCCAUUAUUUCAUAAACGCUUCUCACAAUACAUACUUGAUAGAGGACCAGUUCCGAGGUCCAUCAGAUAUCACAGGAUAUAUUCGUGCUCUUAAAAUGGGUUGCCGAAGUGUUGAAUUGGAUGUAUGGGAUGGUCCAGAUAAUGAGCCUGUAAUUUAUACAGGACAUACAAUGACAUCACAGAUAGUCUUCCGCAGUGUAAUUGACAUUAUUAACAAGUAUGCAUUUUUUGCUUCAGAAUACCCUCUUAUUCUGUGUUUAGAAAAUCAUUGUUCUAUUAAGCAGCAGAAAGUUAUGGUUCAACACAUGAAGAAAAUUUUGGGCGACAAGCUACACACACAGUCUCCAAACAUAGAAGAGUCUUAUCUUCCCUCACCUGACUCACUUAAAGGGAAAAUACUAAUUAAAGCAAAGAAGCUUUCCUCUAAUUGCUCUGGGCUAGAGGGAGAUGUUACAGAUGAAGAUGAAGGAGCAGAAAUGUCACAAAGAGUAGGGAAAGAGGGUGCAGAACAACAGAACACUGUGAUAGUGAAACGAUUUCAGCUUUGCAAAGAGCUUUCCGAAUUGGUAAGCAUAUGUAAAUCAGUUCAGUUCAAAGAGUUUCAAGUCUCAUUUCAGCUCCAGAAAUACUGGGAAGUUUGUUCAUUUAAUGAAGUGCUUGCUAGCAAGUAUGCCAAUGAAAAUCCAGGAGACUUUGUAAAUUACAAUAAACGUUUUCUUGCCAGGGUUUUUCCUAGCCCUAUGAGGAUUGACUCUAGUAAUAUGAAUCCCCAGGAUUUUUGGAAGUGUGGCUGUCAGAUAGUAGCCAUGAACUUUCAGACACCUGGCUUAAUGAUGGACCUUAACAUUGGUUGGUUUCGACAAAAUGGGAAUUGUGGUUAUGUCCUUCGUCCUGCCAUCAUGCGAGAGGAAGUAUCCUUCUUCAGUGCAAAUACAAAAGAUACUGUGCCUGGAGUUUCACCUCAGCUUCUUCAUGUUAAAAUUAUUAGUGGGCAAAACUUUCCUAAACCCAAAGGGUCCGGUGCCAAAGGUGAUGUUGUAGAUCCGUAUGUAUAUGUAGAAAUUCAUGGAAUCCCAGCAGACUGUGCAGAAAAAAGGACAAAAACUGUGCAUCAAAAUGGAGACAAUCCAAUUUUUGAUGAAAGUUUUGAAUUUCAAAUUAAUCUUCCUGAACUUGCUGUCAUGCGUUUUGUAGUACUAGAUGAUGAUUACAUUGGGGAUGAAUUUAUUGGGCAGUACACUAUUCCCUUUGAGUGUUUACAGGCAGGCUAUCGGCAUGUUCCAUUGCAAUCUUUAACUGGAGAAAUUUUAGCACAUGCUUUCUUGUUUGUACAUGUUGCCAUUACUAAUCGAAGGGGUGGUGGGAAACCUCAUAAACGGGGCCUCUCAGUGAGGAAAGGAAAGAAAUCCAGGGAAUAUGCCUCUAUGAGAACAUUAUGGAUUAAAACCAUAGAUGAAGUAUUCAAGAAUGCUCUCCAGCCUAUACGGGAUGCCACAGAUCUGAGAGAAAAUAUGCAGAAUGCAGUAGUUUCAUUCAAAGAAUUAUGUGGCCUUUCUCCUGUAGCAAAUCUUAUGCAGUGUAUUCUGGCAGUGUCUACCCGCUUGGUUGGACCUGAUAGUACACCCUUGGUACUACUGAAUCUCAAUGAUCAGUAUCCCACUAUGGAGAUCCAAGGGACUGUUCCAGAGGUCUUGAAAAAGAUUGUGACUGCAUAUGACAUGAUGAUUCAGACCAUCAAGACUCUGAUUGAAACUGCAAAUAGUGUAUAUGAGAAGAUAGUACAGUGUCAGAAGGCAGCAAUGGAGUUCCAUGAAAACCUACACAAUAUAGGAGCAAAAGAAGGUUUAAAAGAAAGGAAACUACAGAAAGCAGUAGAGAGUUUUACCUGGAAUAUUACAAUUUUAAAGGGACAAGCUGAUCUUCUAAAAUAUGCUAAAAAUGAGACAUUGGAGAAUCUGAAACAAAUCCAUUAUGCUGCUCUUUCAUGUGGACUCAAUAAACCGGGCACUGAAAAUGCAGAAGUCUCAAAGCCCCGUCGAAGCCUGGAGGCCAUACCUGAAAAGUCAAGUGAUGAAAUUGGAGAAUGAGGGAACUUUCUACUCAUAAUUCUGGAGUUUAUAACUCUGCAACCAAUUGUAGCUGCACAGGACAUUUGCUUUUACCUAAUAUUGAAAACUAUAUUUGGAGUUUUUAAAGCACAACUGGAAAAGCUAAUUACAAUCUAUUAAAACUGUGAACAUACUUUGCAAUUCUGCGUGUGACGGCAAUGAAAUUGUUUAACAUGGAAAUUAUCUUGCUGGCCAAAAUGUAUAUGUGUAAAAUAUAUCAUACAGUGUCCUGAAAAGGGAAGGUGGAUUCAUAGGUGGACUGAGACUGUGCUUGAUUUUCAAAAUAAUUAGGUGUGCAAUUCCUUGAUUUUUGUGCAAAAUUCAGUAAUUGUUUGUAAUACAUGGGUAUGCAAUUGUGCACCUAACUUAUGAAAAUCAGGUCAAUAAAAUGAAUUACACAUUCUCUGAAAAAUGUGGAUUUUAUUUUAGACACUUGAGGGUAUUUGGGUUUGAAGGGGAAUUUUUUUUUUUUCUUGUUGAGCCAUAAGUAAAAAGGAGAAUGUAACUAGACAGUGCUCACUGACACUUCAGUGCACUAUAGAAGAGCCAUUGUGUGAAAGGAAAAUGUGCAAUCAGUCUGAUAUAGUCUAGGCCUGAAGACGAUACAUACCUAUGAACUUCAGCAAAUGUGUACAGCUAAUGUAAAAGUGACCAAACUGCGAGUAAAGUGUUAUAAAUAUUUUUUUCAUUCUGUGAAGUGAAGUGUUCACAUUAAAAGCAAGUUUUGUGACGUCUCUCCCAUGCAAGUAAAUCUUUUAACUAAACUUUAACUUUAUUUUUCAGUUUAAAAAUAUUUUCUUCCAUACACAAUAGGUGAUAUCUCAGUUACGAGGUUUGUCAAAAACCUGUUUCUGUUAUUUAUUUUAGAUUAAGAGUACAUUAGCUACUGUACCUUUAAGUUAUUAUACAAACUUAGAGCCAUCUAUUAGGGCUUCUGAUUUAAGUGCAGUGUAUCAUCACACAGUGCAAUAUAGUCAAAGAAAAAUAAGAUUAAAAUGCAGCUUCUAAUCUGCGGGGGGAUUUUAUUGAAUCCUUGAGUGGCACUUUACACUAGACGGAGGUUUCACUUAUACCAAACCAAGGUCCUGAUUCUGCAAUGAAAGCUGUAUGAGUGGACCUCUUCAUCUACAC
Messenger RNA from Chelonoidis abingdonii (Abingdon island giant tortoise), 4206 nucleotides. The record is from RefSeq and is a predicted model, not a curated record. Lineage: Eukaryota; Metazoa; Chordata; Testudines; Testudinidae.